Molecule: messenger RNA, 4632 nt
Organism: Naumovozyma castellii
Lineage: Eukaryota; Fungi; Ascomycota; Saccharomycetes; Saccharomycetales; Saccharomycetaceae
Gene: PDR15
Product: ATP-binding cassette multidrug transporter PDR15
Exons: 1
Coding region: 1-4632 (1543 amino acids)
Source: RefSeq, a predicted model, not a curated record
AUGCCCGAAACUACGGAUUCUACUGCUUCAUCCAAGAAUGAAUCCGCUCUGGUAGACAUCAGCUCCGUGGAAAAUAACUCCUCCGAGCAUCCUUACAUGGGGUUUGAUGACACGGUGCAGGAUCAAGUUAGAGAUCUGGCAAGAAGUUUAACUCAACUAAGUUCCAUACAUCAAUCCGAAAGUAACGUGGACGUUUCAUCCUCUCACUUAGGCUCUGAUUCACAAUCAAUAUAUUCAACGGGACUUCCGGGAAUUAAUCCCGUAUAUACAAGUCCCGAUACCCCUGGCUAUAAUGAAAAAUUGGAUCCCACAAGUGAUAAUUUUUCAAGUACAGCAUGGGUGAAAAAUAUGGCUAAUAUCGCCAAAUCUGAUCCUGAUUUUUAUAAACCUUAUUCCUUAGGAUGUGUUUGGAAAAACCUUUCCGCUUCCGGUGAUUCCGCUGAUGUCUCUUAUCAAUCAGACGUCAUUAACAUGCCAUGGAAGAUCAUAACUUUCUUUUAUAGAAUGGUCGCACCAAGAAGAGAGGGGGAUACUUUCCAAAUCUUAAAACCAAUGGAUGGGAUCCUAAACGCUGGUGAAUUAUUAGUCGUCUUGGGGAGACCCGGGUCCGGGUGUACCACCCUUUUAAAAUCAAUCUCUUCUAAUACCCAUGGGUUCGAAGUGAGUAAGGAUUCCACCAUCUCUUAUAGUGGGUUGUCUCCAAAGGAUAUUAGGAAGCAUUAUCGUGGUGAAGUCGUCUAUAAUGCUGAAUCAGAUAUUCAUUUACCUCAUCUAACCGUUUAUCAAACUUUAUUGACUGUAGCAAGAUUAAAGACUCCCAGUAAUAGAAUUAAAGACGUCACAAGAGAAGAUUAUGCAAAUCAUGUCACAGAGGUAACCAUGGCUACAUAUGGGUUGUCACAUACAAGAAACACUAAAGUCGGUAAUGAUCUGGUCAGAGGUGUCUCCGGUGGUGAACGUAAGCGUGUUUCCAUCGCUGAAGUCUCCAUUUGUGGAUCCAAGUUCCAAUGUUGGGAUAAUGCUACAAGAGGUCUGGAUUCCGCUACCGCGUUGGAAUUUAUUCGUGCCUUGAAAACGCAAGCUACCAUCGCUGAUAGUACAGCUACCGUGGCUAUUUACCAAUGUUCACAGGAUGCCUAUGAUCUUUUCGAUAAAGUUUGUGUUCUGGAUGAUGGGUAUCAAAUUUAUUAUGGUCCAACCACUGAAGGUAGAAAAUACUUCGAAGAUAUGGGGUACGUGUGUCCACCAAGACAAACUACUGCAGAUUUCUUAACAUCAGUAACGUCACCUGCAGAAAGAAUAUUAAAUGAAGAUAUGUUAAAAGCUGGUAAGAAAAUCCCACAAACUCCAAAGGAAAUGGGUGAAUAUUGGCUACAUUCUCCAGAUUAUCAAAGGUUAAUGCAACAGAUUGAUGCGGAAUUGAAUCUUAAUCAGGAUGAACAACGUAAUGUCAUUAGAGAGGCUCAUAUUGCCAAACAAUCAAAGAGAGCAAGACCUUCAUCUCCAUAUGUCGUCAGUUACAUGAUGCAAGUGAAAUACCUUUUAAUUAGAAAUUAUUGGAGAAUUAAACAAAGUGCUAGUGUCACAUUGUUUCAAGUGUUUGGUAAUUCCAUUAUGGCAUUCAUCUUGGGUUCCAUGUUUUACAAAGUGCAAAAGAAAGGUGAUUCAUCUACAUUUUAUUUCCGUGGUGCUGCUAUGUUUUUUGCCAUCUUAUUUAACGCAUUCUCAUCUCUAUUGGAAAUUUUCUCCCUAUAUGAGGCAAGACCCAUUACAGAAAAGCAUAGAACAUAUUCAUUAUAUCAUCCAAGUGCUGAUGCAUUUGCCUCAGUGCUUUCAGAAGUACCUCCCAAACUGGUUACCGCCGUCUGUUUCAACAUUAUUUACUACUUUUUAGUCAAUUUCAAGAGAGAUGGUGGUGUAUUUUUUUUCUAUUUCUUAAUCAGUAUCGUUGCAACAUUUGCCCUAUCACAUUUAUUUAGAUGUAUCGGUUCCUUAACAAAGACUCUAUCAGAAGCUAUGGUACCGGCAUCUAUUCUAUUGUUAGCUAUUUCCAUGUAUACAGGGUUUGCCAUUCCUGAAACAAAAAUGUUAGGUUGGUCAAAAUGGAUUUGGUAUAUUAAUCCAUUAGCAUACCUUUUCGAAUCAUUAAUGAUUAACGAAUUCCAUGAUAGAAAAUUCCCCUGCGCUCAAUAUAUUCCAAUGGGUCCACCAUACGUAAAUGCAACAGGUACUGAAAGAGUUUGCGCCGCUGUGGGUGCCGUCCCUGGUGAAGAUUUUGUCAGUGGUGAUCUUUUCUUAAGAGAAAGUUAUGGUUAUCAACAUAAACAUAAAUGGCGUGGAUUUGGUGUUGGUAUGGCUUAUGUCGUGUUUUUCUUCUUUGUUUAUUUAGUCCUUUGUGAAUAUAAUGAAGGUGCCAAGCAAAAGGGUGAAAUGUUAAUCUUCCCACAAAGUGUCGUUAGAAAGAUGAAAAAGCAAGGUACAUUGAAACAAAAGCAUCAUGAUGCAGAUGAUAUUGAGGCUGUUGCAGGUGCUACUGAAUCUAAUACUACUGACAAAAAUAUGUUAAAUGACUCAUCUAUAAAUUAUGAUGAUAUUCAAUCUGAGGUGGGUCUUUCCAAAUCAGAGGCUAUUUUCCAUUGGAGAGAUUUAUGUUACGAUGUUCCAAUUAAAAAGGAAGUUAGACGUAUCCUAAAUAAUGUCGAUGGUUGGGUUAAACCUGGUACUCUUACCGCUUUAAUGGGGGCCUCAGGUGCUGGUAAGACUACAUUAUUGGAUUGUUUGGCUGAAAGAGUGACUAUGGGUACAAUUACUGGUAAUAUUUAUGUUGAUGGUAGGUUACGUGAUGAAUCUUUCCCAAGGUCAAUUGGUUAUUGUCAACAACAAGAUUUGCAUUUGAAAACUUCAACUGUGAGAGAAUCAUUAAGAUUUUCAGCGUAUUUACGUCAACCAGCCGCUGUUAGUAUUGAAGAGAAGAAUAAAUAUGUUGAGGAAGUUAUUAGAAUUCUAGAAAUGGAAGCAUACGCUGAUGCUGUCGUCGGUGUCGCAGGUGAAGGUUUAAACGUUGAACAAAGAAAAAGAUUGACCAUUGGUGUUGAAUUAGCUGCUAAACCAAAAUUAUUGGUCUUUUUAGAUGAACCUACUUCCGGUUUAGAUUCACAAACUGCUUGGGCUACAUGUCAGUUGAUGAGAAAAUUAGCAGAAAAUGGUCAAGCUAUUCUUUGUACUAUUCAUCAACCUUCAGCCAUAUUAAUGCAAGAUUUCGAUCGUUUAUUAUUCUUACAAAAGGGUGGACAAACUGUCUAUUUUGGUGAUUUAGGUGAUGGUUGUCAAACAAUGAUUGAUUAUUUCGAAAAGGAAGGCGCUCAGAAAUGUCCACCUGAAGCUAAUCCAGCCGAAUGGAUGUUGGAAGUUAUCGGUGCUGCUCCUGGUUCUCAUGCUGUUAAGGAUUUCCACGAAGCCUGGAGAGCCUCAGAUGAAUAUAAGGCUGUUCAAAAAGAAUUAGAUUGGAUGGAACAAGAAUUACCAAAGAGGGCAAAGGAAACUACAGCAGAAGAACAUAAGCAAUUUGCUACUACCAUUUGGUAUCAAUUUAAAUUAGUCAGUGUACGUUUAUUCCAACAAUAUUGGAGAUCUCCUGCAUAUCUUUGGUCCAAAUAUCUUUUAACUGUUAUCAAUGAAACAUUUAUUGGUUUUACAUUUUUCAAAGCAGAUAGGUCCAUGCAAGGUUUACAAAAUCAAAUGUUAUCCACCUUUAUGUUUACUGUUAUUUUCAAUCCACUUUUGCAACAAUAUUUGCCAAGUUUCGUUGAACAAAGAGAUUUAUAUGAAGCCAGAGAACGUCCAUCAAGAACAUUCUCCUGGAUCGCAUUUAUAUUAUCGCAAAUUGUUGUUGAAAUUCCAUGGAAUUUUGUUGCUGGAACCAUUGCCUACUGUAUUUAUUACUAUGCAAUUGGUUUCUACAUGAACGCUUCAGCUGCUGGUCAAUUACAUGAAAGAGGUGCAUUAUACUGGUUAUUGUCUACGGCAUUCUUUGUCUAUGUUGGUUCUAUGGGUAUUGCUGCAAUCUCGUUCAUUGAAGUUGCUGAAACUGCAGCCCAUAUGGCUUCUUUAAUGUUUACCUUGGCCUUAUCUUUUUGUGGUGUUAUGGCUACUCCAUCUGCUAUGCCAAGAUUCUGGAUUUUCAUGUAUAGAGUUUCUCCUUUAACAUAUUUGAUUGAUGCGUUCCUAUCUGUUGGUGUUGCCAAUGUUGAUGUACAAUGUUCAUCAUAUGAAUUUGUCGAAUUUACCCCUCCACCUGGUAUGAAUUGUGGGACAUACAUGGCCCCAUAUAUUAAGAUGGCCGGGACAGGAUACUUAUCAGACCCUUCUGCUACAGAUGCAUGCCAUUUCUGCCAAUAUUCCUAUACCAAUGAUUUCUUGAAAACAGUUAGUUCGGAAUAUUCAAGAAGAUGGAGAAACUGGGGUAUCUUUAUUUGUUAUAUUGCCAUUAACUAUUUCUGUGCCGUUCUAUUCUAUUACUUAGCAAGAGUUCCAAAAUCCAAUGGUAAAGUAAAGGAACAAACUGUUUCAAAGAAAGAGGAGGGUUUAACUGAAACAAAAGAAGAAACUCCAUCUGAAACUAAAGAAGCUUAA